AUGUCGUCCGCCGCGAAUCCGUCUCCGUCUCCGGCGACUGAACCUACCUUGAUGCUAAUGUCACUUCCUUACGAUCUCCUAUUAAAUUGCUUAGCACGAGUCUCCAGAUUAUAUCACCCAACGCUCUUUCUCGUCUCCAAAAGAUUCAGAUCCCUCAUUGCUUCACCGAAGCUUCACGAGUUCACUCUUUGUCGAACACCAAACCGUGGCAAUCGCUUGGUCCUAAUCCCAUCUCCACAUUUGCCUCCUGCGGGAUCAACGUGCCACGUCGCUGUUGGUUCGAAUAUCUACAAAAUAGGUGGUGAUAGAGUCUCUUCUUGUAGAGUCUAUGUUCUUGAUUGCAAGUCUCAUAAGUGGCAUCAAGCUCCAAGUAUGCGAGUGGACCGGAGCAACUCUUCCACAGAUAGCUCACUUGAUGGGAAGAUAUAUGUUGCAGGAGGUUGUGAAGAUGUCAAUUCCUCGAAAUGGGUCGAGGUGUUUGAUCCAAAGACUCAAACUUGGGGGUCUGUAACGAACCCUGGAAAACGCUAUAGAGGUGGUGAAAUCAAAAGCUUAGGACUUGAUGGGAAAUUUUACUAUGUGGUUUACAGUCCUGAGGAAGGUAGAUGGAACACAAUGGGAUUGGAUAGUUUUAUGGCUUGUGUAGUAUUUUCUGAUGAUGUUUUGUUCGUUUGGAUUAAUGGAGUGUUUAAAUGGUAUGAUUUUAAGGUGAGUUUAUGGAAGAACCUGAAUGGUGUUGAAAGAUGGCCUCAUGUUUGCCACUCUGGUGAGCAUUUUUUAAUUGUGGAUGCUGGUGGGAAGAUGAUGUUUUUGUGGGAUGAGCUUAUGUAUCAUUCUGAUGGUCGUCAUAAAGAUGUGUUUUGGUGCGCGGAGAUUUCGCUAGAAAGGCGUGGCAAUGGAGGUGACAUUUGGGGGAAAGUCGAGUGGUCCGACGCUGUGCUUCCAGUCUACAACUGUUAUUGGUUGUCGUAUGCAAAUGGACUCUCACUCUUUGAUGAAUGAAAUGGCUUGAACGAUUAAUGCUGAUCAUGAAGUUUUAAGGCAAACCGGCGGAACCAAGGUACCAACAAGAACAUUAUGGUUAUUCUGUGUUCGUCUACUUAGUGUAGUAGGUUUGAUGUUGUGUAAGAUCACUUCAGUUAUCUGUAAUCCGUAACAAAUAUAGAAGAGCCUUACAGUC
This is a messenger RNA of Capsella rubella, 1180 nucleotides long. Its product is annotated as putative F-box/kelch-repeat protein At1g61540. Gene Ontology annotation, molecular function: protein binding. Lineage: Eukaryota; Viridiplantae; Streptophyta; Magnoliopsida; Brassicales; Brassicaceae. The record is from RefSeq and is a predicted model, not a curated record.